AUUUUUUGUUUUCGCCUUUCAUUUUUUCCUUAACUUCUCUUAGUUUGUUUGAAUUUUUCUUAUUUUUUUAUAACCAUUCUAAGCUUUGUAGACUUUCCUUAUUUUUCUAUAAACUAAUUUUUAUUUUGAAAAUAAGCAAAAUUAAGAUAAAAACAACAAACCCUUGUCAAUACCUAAAUAAUCAAUGAAAGUGAGUCAAAAUUUGGUAAAAACUUUUAGAAGUGUAUGACCAUUAAAAUAGUCGUCCGGGAAGAAGGGGGUAGAGGACUACAAUUCAACAACAACGUACGUAACGUAAAAUAGUUUCUCGUGUCUUGAAGGAAGUGUGUAAACAGUAAGUUGAUCAACCACAUUAUAUAAGUUCUAAACCUCUCCUCUUAUUUGCAUUAUAACAUCACUCAAAAUACUUCACAAGAAAUUUGAUCGACCAAAACAUUACAAAAACAGGAAGUGUGUUAACAUGGCCCCUACUUCUCUUAAACCUGUGCAAGAGUUACUUCAAAGUGGCUAUGUGCCCGAAACCUACAUCCAAAAACUUGAGGAUGAUGGUCCUGUUCCAUUGAUGGACAGUCCUAUCAUCGACUUUUCGCUCCUUUCAUCGUCAAACCCUGAAGAACUUAAGAAACUUUGUUCUGCUCUUAGUUCAUGGGGUUGUUUCCAGCUUGUGAAUCAUGGUAUAAAGAGUGAAUUGCUUGAUGAGAUACGAGAAAUGAGCAAGCAAUUCUUCAAAUUGCCGCUAGAGGAAAAGGAAAAGUACUCAUCCAAAGGUGAUAGCCUUGAAGGUUAUGGAAAUGAUAAUGCAAUUCGACGUGGUAAUUUCAACUGGAAUGAUAAACUUCAUCUUCAAGUUUUUCCACAUUGUAAGCGCCAACUUCAAUAUUGGCCUGAGAAACCUCAAAUUUUCAGGGAAACUUUGCAUGAUUAUUCAAUCAAGACUGAGCUCGUGACUAACGUUCUCCUAAAAGCUAUGUCACGUUCCUUAAAGUUGGAAGAGAAUAGAUUCUUUGAACUAUGGGGAGAUGACAAAGAAGAUAUAAUACAUGCAAGGUUCAAUUUUUAUCCUCGAUGUCCGAGCUCGAAUCAAGUCGUUGGAUUAAAAGCACAUACAGAUGGAUCCGCCAUCACCAUUCUUUUGCAAGACAAGGAGAUAGAAGGGCUUCAAGUUUUAAAAGAUGGUCAAUGGUUUAGGGUUCCCAUCAUUCCUGAAGCCCUCGUCAUCCAUGUUGGUGAUCAGUUGGAGAUAGCAAGUAAUGGCAUAUUCAAGAGUCCGAUCCACAAAGUCGUUAUAAAUCCACAAUGUGACCGAAUCUCUUUAGCAAUGCUUCCUCUUCCAAAUCCAGAAAAGGAGAUUGGGCCACUCAAAGAACUAAUCACCGAGGACAGACCUCAAUUAUACAAGAGGCUCAAGGAUUAUGGCCAAGUUUACUUCAAAUACAUGGCUUCAGAGGAAAGGCAGAUUAAUGUUGUCAAAAUUAAUAACUAGAGGGAGUUGCUACUCAGUGUUUAGGAUAUACUCCAAUAAAGAAGCCUUUGAAAUAAUGUUUUUAUAUUGCUUUACGCGUGUUAAUUAUAUCUUAACGUGUGUUAUUAUAUCAUAUGUAUUAGUAGAUUUAAUCAAGAUUAUGUUUUAGUUUUAAGAUUGUACGAAUUGGUGAUAACUACUAUGGUGUUCGAUUUGAAUAAAUAGUAAAAUAGCUUAUCUCUUUAUAUGAAAUUGGUAGUGGGCAUCUUU
Beta vulgaris subsp. vulgaris (sugar beet) is the source of this 1732-nucleotide messenger RNA. RefSeq names its product jasmonate-induced oxygenase 4. Bases 461 to 1483 code for a protein of 340 amino acids. NCBI's taxonomy places the organism in Eukaryota, Viridiplantae, Streptophyta, Magnoliopsida, Caryophyllales, Amaranthaceae. The transcript is spliced from 4 exons. The record is from RefSeq and is a predicted model, not a curated record.